This is a messenger RNA of Homalodisca vitripennis (glassy-winged sharpshooter), 1921 nucleotides long. RefSeq names its product molybdenum cofactor sulfurase (gene mal). NCBI's taxonomy places the organism in Eukaryota, Metazoa, Arthropoda, Insecta, Hemiptera, Cicadellidae. The transcript has 9 exons. Bases 1 to 1392 code for a protein of 463 amino acids. The record is from RefSeq and is a predicted model, not a curated record.
AUGCAUUUUGAACAACCUUUGGACUUGUUAACUCCAGAAGUAUUCAACCAAGACUUCGGCUAUGUUGAAGGCACUUACCUCGAUCAUGCCGGGGCUGCAUUAUACCCUAGAUCACUGGUUGAGGCUAUUUCAAAUGACCUGUGUACUAACCUGUACAUGAACCCACAUUCAAAUCCUGACUCCGGCGGCGAAUUCGUUUAUUUACACGAGAACCACACAUCUGUCCUUGGGAUGAGGAAUGUUGACAACGUGUUGAAAAAUAUUAUACCUGUGAGGAAUGUUACACGGGAAUAUGUAUUCAAUACAAUAGCAGAGCGUCACAGGCAGCAAAGAGAAUAUGCACUUCAAAUAAUGCAAAGGAAUGUUGGGCAACAAGAAGUACGUCAAGAAAUUGGACAUCUCAGACAUAUCAACAGAGGAAAUUCUUUGUUUGCUUAUCCUGCCCAAUGCAAUUUUUCAGGGUAUAAAUACCCCAUGAAUUGGGUUAAUGAAGUCCAAAUGGGCGUUCUGGAGAGAAAGCCUGAAAAUCCAUCUAGAUGGUUUUGCUUGUUGGAUGCGGCAGCUUUCGUCUCCACAAGCGAGUUGAACUUGGGAGUUGUACAACCAGACUUCGUAUGCAUAUCUUUUUAUAAGAUGUUCGGCCUACCGACCGGGCUUGGUGCGCUCUUGGUACGUAACACGAGUGCCCAUGUGCUACAGAAACAGUAUUUUGGUGGUGGCACCGUGAGGAUAGCUAUGGCCUCGCCGCCAACUCAGUUUCUAAAGACCGUACUCCAUGAAAGAUUUGAAGAUGGCACGGCUCAUUUUCAUGGGAUAGUUGCUGUCGGCCAUGCUCUGAACUGGCUCGAGUCAUCUGGAUUAGACAUGAUCAUGAUUUCUGAUCACUGCCACCGCCUUAUCAGAUACCUGUUUCAUGCACUACGGGAAAUACGCUACUACAACUUAAGGCCAGCAGUGCUCAUCUAUGCUGAUUCUAACUAUGAAGAUCCUUCUAUCCAGGGACCCAUCAUCAAUUUCAAUUUAUUAGAUGAGAAUGGAUCUAUCCUUGGAUAUAACACUAUGAUGAACAUUGCGGAAGCAGAAGGAAUCUACUUGCGUGUCGGGUGCUUCUGCAACCCAGGGGCGUGCCAGAGACAUCUAGAGAUCAGUGACUAUCAAUACAUGGGAUUCUUCGUGGAAGCUGGUCACGAAUGUGGUGACGAUAUCGACAAAGUAGGAGUAAUGCCUACAGGUUCCAUCAGGGUCUCUGUGGGGCUGUACACCAGAAGAAUGCAUAUUGACACGUUGAUCUAUGCUAUCCAACGUUUCGUGCUCAGCCGUACACCAAGAAUCUAUGCGCAUCCAGAUGCAGUUGUUAACAUCAUCCGUGGAAACCGGCCAGGUCGUGUUUGACGAGCAUUAGCAAUAAGAACAGAGACCUCCACCACAAGUGUUUUCCAUAGAUUGAGGUAUAGCAGGAUCUCUGGGGAUACCAUGGACUCUGAUGGAUGCUCUAGCCAGAAGUGUGAAUUGUUCGUGUUGAGAUUUUUAAUUGAUAAAUUUAGCAUAGUUUUUUGUAGUAAUUUAGAACAAAUAGUUUUACAUAAUCAUAAGUAAGAAAUAUUCUAGACAAAACUUGUUUAUAAAGGAAAUGGAAUAUUUUAAAGGUAUAAAAAUUAUACCUAAUAAUUUAAGGCUUCUGUUAAAGGACGUCUUGCUUGAAAAUCCUGUUUAUAAUUAUGAAAUAAUUUAGAGUUUAAGCUAGUUCAGUUAAAUGCUACAGAAAAUGUACAGUGUCAGCUCAACAAAUUUAGAUAGAAAACUUGAAUUUAUGUGAGUCGUUUUAUUGUGUUAAUAUUGUGUAUUCUCUCUCUCUCUCUCUCUCUCUCUCUCUCUCUCUCUCUCUCCUCUCUCUCUCUCUCUCUCUCUCUCUCUCUCUCUC